AUGGCCAACGAGCUUCAGAGAGCCCAGCUGCUCUCACGGAGGGAUACGAUGAUUGCUGCCCUGGGUCGGGCAGAGGCAUUCCUCGUUGGAUAUGACGAACAACGGGACCAGUCGCAAAUACAGCUGCGUUUAGAGUACCUCGAUUCGAUGUGGGCGUCGCUAGAGCAGGUACAGGGUCAACUCGAGGACAUCGAAACAACAGAAGAAGCUUUGAAAGGCGAAGCUGCUCAGUUAGUUGAGUCGAUUGCCAUUUCGUCGGCCAACUACAGUUUAGCGUGGGACACGCUGACAGGUCGGUAUGCUAACGAGUAUCUGCUUAAGAAGAGACAUCUACAGGCGUUGUUCGACGUACCACAUGUGAGGAAAGAAACAGCCGCUACGCUCCACAGCCUGGUCGACGAUUUCGAACGACAUACCAAAAUCUUACACCAACUGGGGGAGCCAACUGACAGCUGGAGCACGAUUCUGGAGCACCUGUUGUGCACGCGACUGCACGAUGAUUCUCUCAAGGCGUGGGAGGAUUACGCGUCAACCGUCGAGGACCCGAACUACAGCUGCCUCAUCGGCUUCCUUCAGCGAAGAAUCCGAGUGUUGGAAUCAAUUUCGGUAAAUCACCACCCGACGAGUUCUAUCACCAACACGCAGCAACAAAACCAUAAACGAUUCAACAACCAUCAGCGGGUCUCAUCCUACCCAUUCACUGCAAGUUCUAAUGGGAAAUGUCCAGCGUGUGGUCAGCAGCAUCCGUUGCUGAAAUGCCAGAAAUUUCAUCGACUGACUGUCAUCGAACGCCUAAAGGUAGUCAACACAAAGCGACUCUGUAAUAAUUGCUUACGCGCAGAUCACAUUGCACGUGACUGCUCGUCAAAUUACAAUUGCAAGCAUUGCAAUCGCCGUCAUCAUUCGCUUUUGCACACCAACCCUCACGAAGAAGACCGAAGAUCCAACGGAGUAAGUUCUAUCAACAAUUCCACGACGCCAGUAGUAAUCCGACCCACACCCGCUCCACGAGCCAAGUCAGCUAAGCAAACAGCUGCGGCGACUGCCGAAGUCGUCCCACGUGUCGAAAGCAGUACACCUGUCAACCAAACAAAGGAGAACGUUUUCUUGAUGACGGUCAUCGUUAAUAUUGUGGAUGCCUUCGGACAAAUGCACCCAGCUCGUGCCCUCCUAGACAGCGCGUCUCAGCCAAAUUUAAUUACCGAACGUCUAGCACAACUGCUGCGCGUGAAGCGCGAUCGAGUCAACGUUACCAUUAUGGGCGCUGGUCAACUGUCGAAGCCCGUUCGUGAAUCGAUUUUCACCCAAGUGAAGUCUCGGUCCAGUGAUUUCUGCUGUGACGUCAGUUUCCUCGUGAUGAACAAGGUUACUGCUAAUCUUCCCGCACAAGACGUGUCUAGAAUAGGUUGGAGGAUUCCAAAGGAAAUCACGCUUGCCGAUCCCGAGUUCCAUCGAAGUCAACCGAUAGAUUUGGUGCUAGGUGCCAAGCACUUUCACACCUUCUUCCCCACUGCUGUUCGACUACAGAACGACGACCGAUUACCGUUGCUGGUGGAGAGUGUAUUCGGGUGGAUUGUUGCUGGAUCCGCUCCCUGUAUUAGGUCUGAUGGCGAUUCAGAUGGUGAUGAAGAGCUACAAUCGACGGUAGUUUCAAUGGUUUCCCUCGAGCAGAUCAUCGAAAGGUUCUGGAUGACUGAGAGUCUAUCUACCAACGACACUUACUCGGAAGAAAAAAAGUUCUGCGAAACGUUCUACCAGUCCACUACAACCCGUGACAAUGAAGGACGCUACGUAGUACGUUUGCCCCGAAAACCCAAUUUCAACAUCAUGCUGAAUGACUCGAAAGCAAGCGCUCUCAAUCGCUAUCAACUACUUGAACGACGACUGGAUAGGAACCCAGAACUGAAGGAAGAAUACGACAAAUUCAUGCGGGAAUAUCUCUCCCUUGGCCACAUGAAACUGGUCAACGCGGAAGACGAUCAAGCUCCCGUGUCAUAUUACCUGCCUCACCAUCCCGUGAUUAAGGACACAAGCACGACCACCAAGGUCAGAGUCGUUUUCGACGGCUCUUCCAAGACUUCGUCCGGCUUCUCCCUCAACGAAGCUCUUUGCGUUGGACCUGUAGUGCAGGACGAUCUGCUCACGCUUAUUCUUCGCUUCCGUACUUUUCCUGUAGCGCUCGCCAAAAUGUACAGACAAGUUCUUGUCCAUCCUGAGGAUACACCACUGCAAAGAAUUCUCUGGCGGUUCUCGAGGCAGGUUCCAGUCCAGACCUACGAGUUGCUCACCGUUACUUACGGGAUAGCUCCCUCUUCCUUCCUCGCAACUCGCACACUGAAACAGCUAGCGGCUGACGAAGGUACAUCCUAUCCUCUCGGACGGCCGGCUCUCGAAAAAGGUUUUUAUGUAGACGACUUCAUUGGAGGAGCACACUCGGUUGAGGAAGCUAUUCGUUUGAGGACCGAAUUAUCCGAAUUAUUAGCGAAGGGAGGUCUAGAAUUGCGGAAGUGGACUUCGAACCAUCUCGAAGUGCUUCACGGUUUGCACGACGACCAGAUCGGGACACAAUCCUCUCUGCAGUUUGGUCCCAACGAAACUGUGAAAACGCUGGGAAUUGUGACCCUUGGACCAAGCGCUCGAUCUUGUCUACAAUAG
Molecule: messenger RNA, 2655 nt
Organism: Toxorhynchites rutilus septentrionalis
Lineage: Eukaryota; Metazoa; Arthropoda; Insecta; Diptera; Culicidae
Exons: 3
Coding region: 1-2655 (884 amino acids)
Source: RefSeq, a predicted model, not a curated record